CAGCCACUGAAGCCACCGGCAUUCUUCACUGGGCAAGCUCACGUCACUGCCCAAAACUACCACCCGCCAUAUUCCGCCGGCAGCCUGCUCGCAUUCGAACAUCUGGCAUAGUUUGUUCUUGCGUCACUAUUUGGUACUAAAGUUGUGUAGCUCUAGCCGGAGGAAUUUGAUUUAGUUUAAGCUCUGGGUUCCCAAAUUAUGAAGAGUGGGUGAGGAGUAAGAACUGGGAGGAACAUGAGGUUCUUGUGUGUGAAAAGAGUUCUUCAUUUAAGAGGCUUGAGAGAAUCCUCGAGUUGUCCAUGGCUUUUUUCUGCCAUUUCUUACUACUCAGAUACUCCCAAAAAGAAGUCCAAGCUUGCCCCUUUACAGGAGAGGAGAAUGAUAGACAGGUUUAAGGUGUAUGCUAAAGGAGGUGAUGGUGGAAAUGGUUGCCAAAGCAUGCGGCGUAGUAGGCACGAACGCCACGGUCAUCCUGAUGGUGGAGAUGGUGGAAGAGGGGGCGACGUGAUCCUGGAAUGUUCCACUGCUCUAUGGGACUUCAGCAGUUUGAAUCAUCAUAUUAAUGCAAGUAAAGGAGGACAUGGAUCUUCAAAGAAUAAGAUUGGAACUAAGGGUGCAGAUAAGAUUGUACGAGUACCAAUUGGCACUGUCAUUCAUCUUGUGGAGGGUGAAGUUCCCAGUGUAGUCGAGCACCAUUCUUCAACAGAUUUAGACCCUUGGCAGAUUCCUGGCACACUAGUUGAUGAUCUCUCUAGUCACCACAAGAAUUCUUUUAAAUUUUCAAACAGAGAAACAGAAGUAGAAUCGGCAUUUAAGACUACUCUCGUGACAUGUAAUGAGAGUAAAAAUAAUGUUAGAAAUUCGUCGUUCAGGAGGGAAACUUCUGAAGUAGCAUCAACCGAUGAGAUUUCUCAAGUUUCUGCAUUUCCUGACAGUUCUAUUCAAGAUGAGUUUGGAGAAAGUGAAGAAAUGAUGUACAAUGUUGCAGAAUUGACUGAAGAAGGUCAACGAAUUAUCAUUGCUCGAGGAGGGGAAGGUGGUUUGGGCAACGUUCACGAACACAAACUUUCAAAGAAGCCUAAAUCCUCUGUGGGGCAUGAAGAUAAAUCCAUAGAUUCUAACCUAUCCGAAAUCAACGAGUCUAACAGACGAACUGGUUCUCUUGGCAGCGAAGCUGUGCUUGUUUUAGAACUUAAAAGCAUUGCCGACGUGGGUUUCGUUGGAAUGCCAAAUGCUGGGAAAAGUACUUUGCUUGGAGCCAUUUCCAGAGCAAAACCAACAAUUGGUCAUUAUGCAUUCACAACCCUGAGGCCAAAUUUGGGAAACCUGCAUUAUGAUGACUUAUCAAUCACGGUAGCUGACAUUCCAGGCCUUAUAAAGGGUGCUCAUGAAAAUCGUGGACUCGGACACUCAUUCUUGCGUCACAUUGAACGUACAAGGGUCCUAGCGUAUGUCCUAGACUUAGCUGCUGCUUUAGAUGGUAGGAAAGGGAUACCCCCAUGGGAACAACUGAGAGAUUUAGUUUAUGAGCUUGAACGCCAUCAGAGCGGGUUAUCAGAUCGGCCAUCCUUAAUAGUGGCUAACAAGAUUGACGAAGAAGGGGCUGAGGAAGUGUAUGAAGAGUUGAAGUCUAGAGUGCAAGGAGUUCCCAUAUUUCCCGUUUGUGCUGUUUUGGAAGAGGGCGUUGAUGAGCUUAAAGCUGGUCUUAAGAGCCUUGUGAAUGGAGAUACGCCUAGUAGGCUUAAGAUAGAUGAAAUCAUUGUUCAUUAGGUGUUUGAAAUGUACGAUUUCGUUCCAUUUUUGUUGCGACUGAUAGAACUUCAGAGAUUAUUGAAAGAGAAUGAGUAGAUAUAUAUAUGAAAGUUGUUCAGAGACCUCA
Messenger RNA from Cucumis sativus (cucumber), 1879 nucleotides. Its product is annotated as probable GTP-binding protein OBGM, mitochondrial. The record is from RefSeq and is a predicted model, not a curated record. The transcript has 5 exons. NCBI's taxonomy places the organism in Eukaryota, Viridiplantae, Streptophyta, Magnoliopsida, Cucurbitales, Cucurbitaceae. Gene Ontology annotation, molecular function: GTPase activity; GTP binding; magnesium ion binding. Gene Ontology annotation, cellular component: mitochondrion. Bases 235 to 1770 code for a protein of 511 amino acids.